Molecule: messenger RNA, 5961 nt
Organism: Lagopus muta (rock ptarmigan)
Lineage: Eukaryota; Metazoa; Chordata; Aves; Galliformes; Phasianidae
Product: lysophosphatidylserine lipase ABHD12
Exons: 13
Coding region: 2929-4077 (382 amino acids)
Biological process (GO): phosphatidylserine catabolic process; monoacylglycerol catabolic process
Cellular component (GO): endoplasmic reticulum membrane
Molecular function (GO): phosphatidylcholine lysophospholipase A1 activity; monoacylglycerol lipase activity
Source: RefSeq, a predicted model, not a curated record
UGUUGUUGCCUCCUCCUGAAAAGAAAGAAAAAAAAAGAAAGAAAGUUUUAAAAAAAGAGUUACAAUAGGCACCUCUUUCUGUAAUGGGUCACAUUAUGAACCUUUGUUGUACCUCUGUGGGCAGGCAUAUUCUGGGCUCACAGGGCGCACUCUUUGAUGGAGCAUGAUCCAUCAGUGGGGAGUGAAAUGAGACUGCUUCACCAGGGGCACUAGGACUAGCAGGCAAGAUGGUCAGCAUGGAGGAAACUGGAGAGAAACCUUAGGAACAUCUUCAAAUACACAGCUUGAGGAGCUGCCCAGCAGGCAGGUAAAUACAAAUGCUUCCCAGAUUAUGUAUUUCUCAAUUUACAACUCCUAGACCUCAAUUUGGAGUGGAACAAAGAAAACUCUUAGCUAUUCUGUGCUUUGGUAGGAACCCCUGUGAUCACACUGAGCUUGGCUGUUGCAAGUGGUAGUUCCAUCACCUGGCCAGCAGACGGUCUGCAAGAGCUGGACUGGAUGUACUUGGAUUUUCUGUUGUGUGAAUUCUGCAGAACUGUUCCAUGCCCUUAGAAACGCAUACUACGCUGUAAAGAAAGGAUCUAAAUGUGACCCAGGACCAACAUAUGUCUUUAUCACAAUGCUCUUUUUUGUUGGAACAAAUAACAAUACAUCUGGGCAGAAGAUUUUAGUCUUCUCUAAACCUAAGCACUAGCUCAUUUUUAAUUUUUUUUCAAACUCAUCAGUUAAACAAACCUAGCUGGGCACAAGGAGAAAAAUGUCCUUGAGCCUAUAACAUACAGCAACAUCUCCUGCAUUUUGCCAGAGAUAUAACACCAAAAAAGGUCAUUUUUACAGGCUUGACAGCAAGGCUAUCGUAAAGAUGACAAUGAACUUUGGGAGCGUUCAUUCAACUAUCUCCAAAACUGGGGGAAAGAUGUUCCCAGAAGGGCAGCUGUGCCCUGAAGGACUGGUUCAGAGUGCCUGAACAGAAUUUCCUGAUGACGGCUGGUAGUGCCAUAAUUCCUAGCUCUGUCACAGAGGAGCAGUUUGAGGAAUAGAACACUAUGGCCUCAAAGCAGGCCUCUCUGGAUUUUCAGAGGUUCUCUACCUCCUUUGUAGGGUGUACAGUGUCCCUCUGCUCUGAAUCUCCUCUCUUGGCUUUUUCCCUCAUCCUCCUCAAAGGUAGCUCUGCCCCUGCUUUUUCUGAUCACUCAGUUGCUUUGAAUACUCUGCGCUUUCGAGAGAUUUAACUUCCAGUGGUUUCCUCACCAGUAAUUUCUUCUGGCCUUUUUGUGUUACUUCAGUGUCUCCUUCUUUGGGUUCUGUCCUUUGUGGACACUUGCUAGAGUGUCAUCCACAUUUCUCAUCCCCUCAUUUUGUAAUGUUACUCAGGAUCUGCGUUAGUUGAUGUUCUUUGCUUUCUAUCUUCUUCAUCUCCAGGCCAAGGCAGGUGUAUUCAAGAACAUGGUGGGAAGGAGACUGGAAUCAGUAAAGUUAGCAGGUGGUCUCCUUAUCUCCUGGCCUGUUUCACACCUCUUCAAGAUCCUUCCAGACAUACCCUAUGGAAAGUGACCUUGCUCAGAGGGAUAGUUUCUGCUACAGCUUUACCGUAAUCUUCAUUUAUGCCUUGGGCUAAGAAAUAUCAAAUUAUUUCUCAGCUUUUUUUCUGACUGGAUUUUCCUGUUCUUCCUGUAUAUUCUCUCUGUAGAACUACAUGGAGCUACCGGUUGCUAAGAAGUCCUGUGACAGCAUGUUCCCUGGGCUGUUUAGCACUGUUUAGAUGAAUUGUCUGGUGACCGCAAAUGGCAGAAUUUCACCUUAGUUCGUCUACAACAGCAGCAGAAGUAUGUCCCUUGCCUUAACACAUUCCCAGCAAACCCACCAGAAUUCAACCAUAAUAUCUAGGGUUCGUCUGGGAUUAGGGAUGGAUGCUGCCACAUUAUUUUUUUGUGAGUGGGCAACGUUCUGAUGCAGCACUCACCUCUUACAGUAGGUAAGAAGUACCAAUCCCAAAUAGCAGAGCCUCUCUUAUGCACCAUAAAUCAUACACUAGCAGUACAGAGGACUGCACAUCCAAUAAAUGUAUAAAUAGCAACAAAAAUAAAUGAUGUGGUGAUUUCUAAAUCUUAAAAAUCUCUAAAAGGUCACAAAUGUUAGUAGAAGCUUCCAUUGACAUGGCAAAGCAGACAUCAGCAAGUUAGCGUGUGAUUUCUGCAAGCUAACCGUUACGCUGAGAUAGCUGAUGCUUGUCUGAUAGCAAUGACUUCCUCCUCGCCGGCGCACCGUUUUUGCUUUUGGGAUGAAUUCGUAACGCCCUAUUUACCUGGAAUCUCAGUGUACAUUCCAGGUACGGCUGUUUGCACAAUGACAGAAGAAACGGCCUGUUCAGACAGAAGAAACAAAAUAGCUGUGGUCACUUGUCUGAAGAGCUCUGCUUUCCAGGAAUUCCUCCACUCCUUCCCUCUAGGAGAGCACACAGACACCCUGUCAGACCGACCCAAUGUUUACUAUUGGAAGACGAGAUACAUAAGAGUGCCUGCUUUCUGCUGCUCAUUGUUAUCACAUAGAUACUUUUAUUUAUUAAUAUUAUUGGUGACAGUAGAAUAGACGGUUUAUUUACUCCCAGCGGGCCGCCACCGGCCCGCCCACACGCCGCGGCAGCGCCUCGGGCCGCCAACAAAAUGGCGGCGCAGCGCUCUCUGCCCUCAGUAAAGAUGGCGGCGCAGCGCUCUCUGCCUGCUGUAAAGAUGGCGGCGCCGCGCGGAGUGGGCGGCGGCCAUCCGAGGUGCGAGUGUCCUUUGUCCCCAGCCCGCUCCGGAGGCGGAGAUUGGCGGGGGCGGGGCUGGGGCCAGCGCGAGCGCGGUGCUGGGCGAGCGGCGGCCGUGCGCGGAGCCGCUGCUGUCGUCCUCAACGUCCCGGUCCGCCGCCGCCGCUCCCCCGCCCGCCAUGAGGAAGCGCAACGAGUCGGUCACGGUGGAGCAUGAGCGCGCCGCCGCCGCCGCGCCCGCGCCUCUUGACAAGGGCUGCAGCCUGAGGCACAGCCUGCGCCUGCCCGCCGCCGACACGGGCAUGAAGCGACCGCUCGGCAGGCGGCAUGGGUUCUGGUUCCGAUUGCGGAGGCUGAUCAUCUGGCUGCUGGGAGUGUACAUAGCCAUUCCAUUCCUAGUAAAACUUUGCCCUGCUAUUCAGGCGAAGCUGGUCUUCCUAAACUUUGUGAGGGUCCCGUAUUUCAUUGACUUGAAAAGACCACAAGAUCAGGGUUUAAACCACACCUGUAAUUAUUACCUUCAGCCAGAGGAGGAUGUGACCAUUGGAGUCUGGCAUACGGUCCCUGCAGCCUUAUGGAAGAAUGCCAGAGGGAAGGACCAGCUGUGGUUUGAAGAUGCUUUGGGUUCCAGCCAUCCUGUGAUCCUUUACUUGCACGGCAAUGCAGGAACAAGAGGAGGGGAUCACCGUGUGGAGCUUUAUAAGGUCCUCAGCUCCCUUGGGUACCACGUGGUCACAUUUGAUUAUCGAGGCUGGGGUGAUUCAGUAGGCAGCCCGUCGGAGAGGGGAAUGACCUACGAUGCCCUUCAUGUCUUUGACUGGAUAAAAGCAAGAAGUGGAGACAACCCUGUCUAUAUAUGGGGGCACUCCUUGGGCACAGGGGUCGCAACAAACCUCGUGAGGCGCCUUUGUGAGAGAGAAACACCCCCUGAAGCCCUGAUCCUGGAAUCUCCAUUCACCAACAUACGGGAGGAGGCACGAAGUCAUCCCUUUUCUGUGAUAUACAGAUACUUCCCAGGGUUUGACUGGUUCUUCCUUGACCCCAUCACGACAAGUGGAAUUAAAUUUGCAAAUGAUGAGAAUGUGAAGUACAUUUCCUGCUCCCUGCUCAUCCUUCAUGCUGAGGAUGACCCGGUGGUACCGUUUCAUCUGGGAAAGAAGCUUUACAACAUUGCUGCGACGUCGCGGAGUUUCCGAGACUACAAGGUGCAGUUUGUCCCGUUCCACACAGACCUCGGCUACCGGCACAAGUACAUCUACAGGAGCCCAGAGCUACCUCGAAUACUGCGGGAAUUCCUGGGAAUACCUGAACAAGAGCAUCAUCACUGAAGAAUGGCUGCUUGGCAGCGCAGAGGUUUCCUUUCUUUUCUUCCUCUCUCCUCAUUUUCCUCCCCUCUCCCUGUGGGCCAGUCUGCCAUCCUUCCAUCCCUGGCAAUAGAGGAGAUCAGGAGUUCCCACUCUGGUCCUGAUGCGUACCCUUGGCAGCCCCAGCUCCUGCCAUCAGCACCUGUGAUGGUAGGAGGAGGAUGGGGUUGGCUUCUUUUUUUGACGUGGACGGAGGGGCGACGACAACCCAGGAGCUGGUACCAAACAGUGAACAAGUAAGCACAACAGAGCCUGGCCAAUCCAGAGUGGUACUGCUGAGGACAGACAUACCUUGGAUGUGUGUCAUGACCAAGGGUGUUUCUUUCACUUUCAAACACUGCUGCUGGUUUUUGGAUCAUGUAGAGACUUCUUUUGUUGGCAAAUGGCUUUUGCAGUGUCUCCAUACCACAGCUGUCUUGCUUGAGUUUGAGGUGUUUUCUUUCUAAGAAAUACAUGUUUUGCCUUCCCUUCUUGCUAAGUAGCUGUAAUUACAAAUCCACUAAAGAUCCAGGUGGUGAGAGGCAUUUUUGUUUAGCUCUUGAGUCACAGUGUGUUGCAAGUGUUGGGCUAAUUGCACACAUUUUGGUAAUAAAGUGAAAGCUUUUUUUUCCCUCUUUUUAAACAUCUCUUUAAUGGAAAAGAUGGAUGCCCUUUUAUCUUCUCUGUAUGCUUUUUUUUUUUUUCCCUGAACCUUUCUGCUCCCAUCUCUAUUAUCCUCAGUGGAGCUCCUCCCCUUUUUCACAUGCACUUUUUAAUAGGAUUGAAGUGGUUGCUGUAGAUAAAUUACAAGCUUUGGGCAUUAAACUGGAAAGCAUGAGGUUAUUUUGCCUGACUUUCCUCUUCCAGGAGCAUGGGCCCAGGGUGUGGGAGUGGAUGUGUUCUGUGUUCCUCAUACAUACCUGGACAGCUGUGUGCUUUCUUGGGGGGGAAGGGCUUUUUUAUUUUCUCUUAAUUACUUUUUAAUUCCUUAGACCAAGUUUUGCAGGAUCUGUGGCUAUGCUGUUCCUCUGUAGUUAAGAGCAGGCAGUGAUACAUAGCUCUCGAUGCAAAAACAAGGCUGGGUUCCUUCCCAUCUCUCCCUCCACCUCCCUUCUACAUCCUGGGCACCACACGCCAUUCCAGCAGCUGCUUUCUCAGCUCACCUCAGUGCUGUGGGUGGAAAGAGAAGUGGGAAUGAGCCCUCUUCCAUGGAGAUACAUCCUGGGGAUGUCCUAUCACUGCUUCGGGCUACAACAGGCCUCUUUUAUGCUGCUGUUGAGCUCUGCAGGGAGAGGAGAGAGGGUCUUCUGCAGUCUUGGCAGUGUCCUGCUGGGUCCCUGUCAGGCAACAGCCAAUUCCAGGUGCUGUAGGUUAGACACUAGUGCUCAGAAGCAGAUGGUGCUGCCAGAAAGGGUCCAUUCAGGGGUGUACAGCGUAGUAGAAACUGCUCGGCAUGCAUCCAGGUUAGACCUGCAGGCUCAUACUACUUGCACAGCAGACAGUAGCUUGUUCUUGUACUGAGAUUCUUCUGCACUAACGUGGUUAUUCCUGAAGUUUCUGACCCGUGAUACUCAUAAGCUAACUGUGCCACUUAAAUUAUGUUUAAUGCACUUGUAUUUAUUGCACUGACAAGAAGAGAAACACUUACUUGGCUCUGUAGAGAGGCACCUGUACAUUCCAGCUAAUGCUGCUGCAGGCAGUGGGCUUGGGCUGCCUCCUGCCCUGGGGCAGCACAGGAACUGUGGAUGUUGGUGAUCCCAGCACCUCCAUUCUUUUUCAGAGGCCAGUGAUGAGCUUGGAAGUUAGAACUGAAAUGUUUAUCUCAAAGUGGUGUAGUUUUAAUAAAGGCAUUGAUUGCUGAUCGUUUCA